AGACAGACCUCGGCCCUGGAGCCCAGCCAUGAGAGCCGCGUUCUGAUUGGCCGAGCGCAGCCUUCCUUUUGAGACUCGCCCUGCUAUUGGCUGGAGCCGUGCGGACUCCACUCGCACAAUGUCUACCCGCUUUUGUUAUUGUAGCGAGCGGCCAGGAUGCGGAGACAGCGAGCCUGAUAGACCGCUAUCGACUCCGAUACAUUCAAAUUAGAUGUUGGAGGGGGAAGGGUACACGAUUUACUACCUCUCCGUCCUCGUCCAGAAGACAGCUUUUCGCUAUCCUCCAACAAUACGACCGAUGUAGCAGGAGGAUGUCCGUGAACCCUCCCAACAGUAAUGACGCCUGCCUCAGUAUCGUGCACAGCCUCAUGUGCCACAGGCAGGGCGGCGAAAACGAGGGCUUCGCCAAGCGUGCCAUCGAGAGCCUGGUCAAGAAACUGAAGGAGAAGAAGGACGAGCUGGACUCCCUCAUCACCGCCAUCACCACCAACGGAGUCCAUCCCAGCAAGUGUGUGACCAUCCAGAGGACGCUGGACGGACGCCUGCAGGUUGCCGGUCGUAAAGGUUUUCCUCAUGUAAUCUACGCGCGGUUGUGGCGCUGGCCUGACCUUCACAAGAACGAGCUGAAGCAUGUGAAAUUCUGCCAGUACGCAUUUGACCUCAAGUACGAUAAUGUGUGUGUGAACCCUUACCAUUAUGAGAGAGUGGUGUCACCCGGCAUCGUUGGUCUCAGUCUUCAAAACACGGGUCCCAUUGGCAGACUAAUAAAGGAAGAGUACAGCCACGACUGCAUCCAGAUGGACGUCCCCCCAGGCAUGCCUCCUCAGCAGGACCACCAGGGGGCGAUGAAACUCCCUCCUCCGGACCACUACGGCCAGCCCCUUCCUCCUCUACAGCUGCCUUCAGAGCCCAGCCGCGCGCCCCCAGCGGUCACCCUUUACUCCAACAUGCCCCUCUCCCCCGCCGGCUCUAUGAUGCCGAUGCAAGGAGGUCACGGUGAAGGCUUGCUUCAGAUUGCGUCUCCUCAGGGUCAAGUCAUGACCCCUACACCUCCCCCCUCCACCCCCACACAUGGACCCCCACAGACCCCCGUCCCACCCCAGCCUCCACCCAAUCAGAACGGCUACAACAGCUCGAAACACUCCCAGACGCAAGGCUCCUUUCACACAGCAACCUGGACAGGCAGCAGCACAGCCUCCUACACUCCUGUAGGACCCCAGCAAAACGGACGCGGCCACCAGCCUCCUCUCCAUCACGCACACUUCUGGUCUCAACAUCACAGUUCAGCGUCUUUCCCUCCUCCAGUCUCCAACCAUCCAGGUCCUGAGUUUUGGUGCUCCGUCUCAUACUUCGAGAUGGAUGUGCAGGUGGGGGAGAUGUUUAAAGUGCUGUCCAGCUGUCCGGUGGUGACGAUUGACGGGUAUGUGGACCCCUCAGGAGGCGACCGCUUCUGCCUGGGUCAGCUCAGUAACGUGCACCGCACAGACGCCAGCGAGCGCGCCAGGUUGCACAUUGGUAAAGGAGUGCAGCUGGAGUGUCGUGGCGAGGGCGAUGUGUGGAUGCGCUGCAUGAGCGAUCAUGCCGUGUUUGUGCAGAGUUAUUACCUGGACAGAGAAGCGGGUCGAGCGCCAGGAGACGCAGUGCACAAGAUCUACCCAGGGGCCUACAUAAAGGUGUUUGACCUCAGGCAGUGUCACAGACAGAUGCAGCAGCAGGCGGCCACGGCGCAGGCCGCAGCAGCAGCACAGGCCGCAGCGGUGGCGGGGAAUAUCCCAGGACCAGGAAGUGUUGGUGGAAUCGCUCCUGCAGUCAGCCUCUCGGCAGCAGCAGGGAUUGGUGUGGAUGAUCUCCGGAGGCUGUGCAUCCUGCGCCUGAGCUUCGUGAAGGGCUGGGGUCCUGACUACCCCCGGCAGAGCAUCAAGCACACCCCCUGCUGGGUGGAGGUGCACCUACACCGGGCGCUGCAGCUGCUGGACGAGGUGCUGCACACUAUGCCACUGGCAGAUCCUGGACCUGCUAACUGAGAGCCAACAAUACACAGCCAACACUCACCACACAGACACUGGACUCACUACAGUAAGCGUGCGAAGAUCUGACCUGCUACAGUGUGCUUUGCACUUUUAUCAGUCAUUAGAAAUACCCAUGAAAACACCACAGAAAUACACUAUUCUAAAAUUCAUGUUCUGGAAAGAUAUUUCAGUGCAUUUUCUUGUUCUAUCGUGAAAUGUUGCAUUUCUUUUUGGGUUCAUCUCACAAAAACAUGUCUAGGUCAUAUUUUGCUCUGAUAUAAAAAAUGAUAUUUGCUUAAAGACAAUGGAGACUGAUGGGGUUUUUUUGCAUUAUGACUAGGGUUGCAAAGGGCCAGAACAUUUCUGAAAAUGUUCCUAAAAUUCACAAACUUUCCCAAAAAUUCAAGAAAGUUUCUGGAAAUAUACCAGACAUUUACUACCUCUUUGCAGCCCUAAUUGGGCUAAUAUUAAUAUUAUUUCAAUGGAAAAUGGGGGAAAUAAGAUUGAUUAUUAAGAAAAUAAUUCUGUAAAAAAGUGUUUUUUUUUUCUCUCUUUAUACAGAAUAUAAUUUCAAUUUAUUUCUCUUGUUUUUACGGUGAAAUAUGACUUUGACAUGUUCUUGAUGGGAUUUGUGAGACUCUGUUUAAAUUAGAUGUAUAUACCUUAGCGCUACAGGUCUACAAACGAAUGCAAGUUUACACAGGGUUGAUUGCAGAUUAAGUUCAGGGAAAUAGCUUUAUUGUUCAUAUGCCUUUCUAGCUUUGCACAUCAUGCAGGUAUGCUAAGAAUAGAGUCUAUUAGUGUUGCAAUACUGGUAGAAAAAGCUUAAAAUCUGUCCUUGCAAGAACUACAUUUAUGGGUCAGUGUCUGAACGUAAAACGAAAGGCAAGUAUAACUCCUGCUUUUGCAGUGGCCUUGGUUUCAGAAGUAUUUUUCCAUUCAUUCACUCCAUGAGAGUCCAAGCUACAAGAUUAACAUUUCAAAACAUAUGCAUUUUAAAUUUAAAUGAAUUUUGCAUGCUAUAUAUUUGAAGUUUAUUGCAGAAUAUUUGUUCAAAUACUGGGUAGAGAGACUGACUCGAAUCUCUGUGGAGAAAAUGAAUGGUAUUUUUACUUUUGAUGCCAUACAGUUGUGGUCUGUUUCACUCUGGCGACACAAGUGAGGAAGAGACUUUUCGACCUCUAAUCAAGUUUUUUGCAUAAACUCUUGAUCUUGAGUUUCACGGGUUUGGUAGCACUAACUGCCUCAGAGCAAAUCACUAUUUUGGCACUGGUCACUUCAGGAAGCGUUGGAUUGGUCCAGCUGAUGUAGAUGCAAACCUGCCUCUGAGAGACAUACUGAACCAGACAGAUAACAGGGCACACUGUCAAAACGAAACGCUCAUCGUCUCUCUGCUUGUGCUGUGUUCCUCGACAUGUGGACCUCAACUCAGCUUCGAUGCAGCUUACUAUCCAGGCAUCUUCUUACAGUAAUUAGACUUGCAAUAGCCUUCCAGCUCCUUUAUUUUCAUACCCCCCAAAAAAAGAAGAAAAAAAAUAGUUCAGCUUUAAAACGGUGGUAUUAGUAUUGUGACGCAGUUCGGUGUUUGUAACCAAAUCAUUUGCCAUGUCACCAAAGCCAGAUUACCUCAUGAUAAUCGAGCAUGAACCCAGUGGAUUUUACUUUAUGCCAAAUUGUGUCUGGAAUCUUCUAUUUUCUGGACGUCAUGUUCACCUCAUACUUUAACCAAAUUAAAACAGGGCGUGUCUUGAACCGAAUGUAGAGCCUUGAUGCACCGACUGAACGAUUUCAAACAACGGGUUCUUGCCAACACCAGUAACUCAGCUUCAGCUUUUAUCUCAUCCAGAAACUCUGGUAUGGGGCUGAAUUUUGGUCACAAUCCAGACAACUUUAACAUUUUGCAAACGGGUAGAACAUCUAAACUUCAAACUUUGAGCAAAGAGCAUUAUGGUUUUGCAGCCUUCCCAAAAUGAAAUGUCUAUAUUAUACUGCACACUUACAGUAAAUUUUGCAUUUAUUGAAAGACCCUUCAUUUUGGUUUUUUUAAGAUGUAUGUCCAGUACAAUUGCAAAUAUUUAGUAACUGAAAAUAUAAUAGUAAAAGGGGAACGCCAUUAUAGAACGUUAAAGUCAACAUGAAAUCAAGAUUCAUCCUGUUCACUUUCUAAACACAUGUUCAUGAUCUUAUCUUAUUGAUGCAACAAUAAUAAAUUACGUUUUCAAUUAUGUUUAAAUAGAAAACUCAUUGUAAAAAUAUUUCAUUAUUAUUUUUGUUUUACAGAGACAUGGGAAUGGAAGAAAAUAUGAGAUGGGAGGAAAAAUAAUAUUUAGUAAAAUUCAAAAAAAUAAUAUUUACAUUUUAUAUUCUAGUAUUGCAUUUCACCAAGAAACCUCCUCUCACAAAUUUGUGUAAUUUGCGAUCUCUUGCAAACAUUUGUGAUCUCUUAGAAAAUAUUUGCGCUUUCAUUAAGAAAAAAAAGGCGUAAAUCAUUUGCGAUAUUGUGCAAUAUUUGCCAUCUCUCACAAUAUAUUUUAGAACGUGUAAAUAUUUGCGAUCAAACAAUAUUUGUCAUCUCAGAAAAUAUUUGCAAUCUUUUGUAAAAAAAAAUUUGUAAUUUCUUGCAAAACAAUUUCAGUCUUUUAACUUUUGCGAGGUCACGAAAUUGUCUUGGAAAAUAUUUGCUCUUUCAUAACAAAAGUAAUUUCUCUAAUAAAACAAUUGCAGUUUCUGUUAAAAAUGUGUGUUCUUGUAAAUCAUUUCCGAUAUUGCACAAUAUUUGUCAUUUUUCGCAAAAUAUUUAAGAACUUGUAAAAUAUUUGCAAUCUCUUGCACAGCAUUUGUCAUCUCGGAAAAUAUUUGCAAUCUCUUGUAAAAAUAAAAUUGUGAUAUCUUUAAAAAAAUCUUCAAUCUUGUAAAACAUUUGCAAAGUCAAAAAAACUAUUGCGAUCUAUCGUAAAACAAUUGCAAUGUUGCACAAUAUUUCACAAUCUCUUGCAAAAUAUUAGCGAUUUCUAGUUGACAUUUCCUAUCUCUUGCAAACAAUUUGUGAUUUCACAAAAAAAAAAUAUUUUGCAAAAAAUUGCAACGUCGCACAAUAUACGGCAUGUUUUGUAAAAUGCGCAAUCUCUCGCAAAAUAUUCGCGAUCUCGUUAAACAUUUGCGAUCUCUCGCACAUCAGUUGCACAUCUCAUAAAAUAAUAUACAAUCGCUCAUAAAACAGUUGCAAUUUCUUGCAAAACCUUUGCAAUCUCUCGUUAAACAUUUUUGCUCUCUCCGAAAAGUAUUGUGUUCAAACUGAGAAACUUUGCAUUCGUGGGCAAAAAACUAAACAAAAACUUUGAUCACAGAGAAUGCAAAAGCAUUCAAAUACAGUUUUUCCUCCCAUCAGCAUGUCCCUUUAGGGUCACUGUAGUUUUUACUGCAUUUGGCUGUGAAAUAUGUUACAUUAUGGGAGUAAAUGCUUAGCAAAUGGUAUUUCAUGUUGACUUUAAUCAGUGCUUGAAAACUGUUAUCUGUGAUUAGUCACAACUUAAAAGAAACUAAGGAUCGUAUGAUGUUCUGCGUUCCCAGUAUUGUUUCCUUUGUAGUAAUCGUUGUGCCUUUCCUUUGUGCUCCUUUGUUCAUAGAUAGAUUCUGCUGUUACUAAAAAGCCCUCUCCAGUGAUUCUCACAUUGAUAAUGAACAUCGCAAACCUUCUAUUGGUCUGAAAUGAUCUAUUAGUUAUAAGCAAUGAAGUACGUCAGGGAUGUUUUAGUCGUCUUUCGGGCUUCGUUUGGACCCCGCGUGACGUUUGUAAACUGGGCGAUGCAAAAGAUGCAAACUCUUCAUCUGCAGGGUUGUUCACAUCGGCUCAGGUCACGUUGAGAAUUAUGAGCCUUUCGGGGAAAUUUAUUGUGAAGCAUAAUGCCUUGUUUUCUUUCUUUUUCGUGGCUGUCGGUUGCUAUAAACAUUCGAUGUAGAUGUCAGGUAUGCUCAUUGUUUCGAUGAGUGCCUUUGUGCUGUAUUUCAUGGGAUACGUGCUACAUAUACAUACACUGCGGAUUAAAUGCUAAUUACAGUAAAGCUGUAGUUUUAAUACAGAUUUCAAAGGCAUUUUGCAUUGUACGCAAUCAGUGUUGAGUUCUCUUUAAACCAGUAGGUUAUUUUGGGUGAAAUAGAUUUAAGCUCUCGCAUUACACAUCCAAUGGACACCUCGGUGUUGUAAAAACAUAUGUGUUGUAUUUAAAGAUAGAAAUAUUUAUAAAAUAGACAUAGGCAGGUAUCUAAAUGUCAUUAGCAACUUCAGUGCAUAGCUUGCUUAGACUUACAGCUAUGAUCCGAAACAUUUUAUUGGUUUAAACCAAUAAUAUUAGAUGGUUUUAUUACAUUUUACAGUUUAUUUUGCCUUAAAAAAUGACAAUAUUUUACAGUCGAGCCCACAUCGGUGUGACAAAUGUACAGUUACUACUUUCAUUGUAGAGUAACUUCACUUUCUUUUUCUUGGCUACUGUGUUCUGCACUGUAAUUCAGAUUUAAAGAAAUCCAAAGGAUUACCUUUUGUUUUUUCCUCAAAAAUAUGUGGCCUAGCCCCUUGUAACACUUUACCUAGAAUGUGUGUGUGUGUGUGUGUUUUCCACUGAUGACGCAUACUGUAUUGUGUGAGGAUACAACCAACCGGUGUGUCAGUCACAUGACAAUCACUCAACUGGAAGUCAGAUCAACAGCAUUCCAUCGGAGAACUAUUUCUUACAAGUGUUUAUCAGUGUGUUAUCCAGUGUGAAUAUAUUCAAAUCGACUAUUUUACUGAUAUUGUCAUUUCAAUUCUUGUUGUUAUUAUAAAUGUUCUACUGUUAAAGGACAUUCUGCUCCUGUAUGUUGACUGUACACCAAAGUAAAAAACGAAACAAAACACAUUUUGAUACAGA
Molecule: messenger RNA, 6913 nt
Organism: Carassius gibelio (silver crucian carp)
Lineage: Eukaryota; Metazoa; Chordata; Actinopteri; Cypriniformes; Cyprinidae
Product: mothers against decapentaplegic homolog 4
Exons: 12
Coding region: 312-2024 (570 amino acids)
Biological process (GO): cell differentiation; BMP signaling pathway; transforming growth factor beta receptor signaling pathway
Cellular component (GO): heteromeric SMAD protein complex
Molecular function (GO): RNA polymerase II cis-regulatory region sequence-specific DNA binding; DNA-binding transcription factor activity, RNA polymerase II-specific; I-SMAD binding
Source: RefSeq, a predicted model, not a curated record